Ictalurus furcatus (blue catfish) is the source of this 3919-nucleotide messenger RNA. It is a transcript of the gene zdhhc9, whose product is annotated as zinc finger DHHC-type palmitoyltransferase 9. Gene Ontology annotation, biological process: peptidyl-L-cysteine S-palmitoylation; protein targeting to membrane. Gene Ontology annotation, cellular component: endoplasmic reticulum; Golgi apparatus. The coding region runs from base 499 to 1650 and encodes 383 amino acids. The transcript has 10 exons. Lineage: Eukaryota; Metazoa; Chordata; Actinopteri; Siluriformes; Ictaluridae. Gene Ontology annotation, molecular function: protein-cysteine S-palmitoyltransferase activity. The record is from RefSeq and is a predicted model, not a curated record.
UUAUUAUUAUUAUUAUUAUUAUUAUUAUUAUUUUGCAAAACCGAAACAUUGUUUCUGGAGACUGUUCCACGUCCCAGGAAAGAAAAAGAGCCGGUCUGUGCGUGUAAAUGUAUGUGUAUGGGAUAACGCCUGUUUACUGCGCUACUAAAUGACAUGACAUGAAUGUCAGUCGGUCAAGGUCCAGUCUCCAGCUGAGGCUACAGUAUCCGCUUGAAUUAGUACAGUUUUCGUUUUCAACCUGAACCGAUUCUGAACGAGAUUUCCCCCUUAUUUUGGAUGCUUUCUUCAGGCUGAGUGCUGCACGGUUAUGCGGUUGGACAUGGCACGGGAAUUCUGCGUCUCUGGAACAGGACUGUGUUAGAAACCAUUAACACUCCACUGGAGACUCAUAGAUCGGCAGUGACUGAGUCCUAUUACACUCGCGCGCCGCAGUGAUUAGUGAGAAACACACGUGACCCCAGAAUCUCCAAAUCAUUGCUCUGAAAUAAAAGUAUCAUCAUGUCGGCGGUCAUGAUUCCGAAAAAAUCUACCAGAAAAUGGGAAAAGCUGCCAGGAAAGAACACUUUCUGCUGUGAUGGCCGUGUGAUGAUGGCAAGACAGAAGGGAGUGUUUUACCUCACACUCUUUCUCAUCAUGGGGACCUGCUCUCUCUUCUUCGCAUUCGAGUGCCCAUACCUGGCGGUCCAUCUUUCUGCAGCUAUCCCGGUCUUUGCCGUGGUUCUCUUCUUGUUUGUCAUGGCUAUGCUGCUAAGGACGAGCUUCAGUGACCCAGGCGUGCUCCCUCGAGCCCUCCCUGAGGAAGCCAACUUCAUUGAGAUGGAGAUUGAGGCAGCCAAUGGCAACGUACCGGCCGGACAGCGCCCUCCUCCCCGCAUCAGGAACGUGCAGAUCAACAACCAGAUUGUCAAGCUGAAGUACUGUUACACCUGCAAGAUCUUCCGCCCUCCUCGUGCUUCCCACUGUAGCAUCUGUGACAACUGUGUGGAUCGCUUUGACCAUCAUUGCCCAUGGGUUGGAAACUGUGUGGGGAAGAGGAAUUACCGCUACUUCUACCUGUUUACACUUUCUCUCUCCCUCCUUACCAUCUACAUCUUCACCUUCGACAUCGUCCAUGUUGUACUACGAUCAGUGGACUCCGGAUUUGUGAACACGCUUAAGGAAACCCCUGGGACUGUGGUGGAGGUGCUGGUGUGCUUCUUCACACUCUGGUCUGUGGUGGGACUGACUGGCUUCCAUACGUACCUGAUCUCACUCAACCAGACCACCAAUGAAGAUAUAAAAGGCUCAUGGUCAGGGAAGAACCGCAUCCAGAACCCAUACAGUCACAAGAACAUUAUCAAGAACUGCGGUGAGGUGCUCUGCGGCCCCACUUACCCUAGUGUUCUGGACAGAAGAGGGCUGAUGCCUGAAGAACCUUCUGUCUCCACUCCUGGUGCUUCUGAUGCCACUGCCACCACAAACACUGCUGUUCCACCUAACACAAAAACCACAGCUCCUCUGAUUCCUAAUGAACACACUCCCGAUGAAGCCAAGCCUAGCAUUGCCACUGCCACCGCCAGCAUCCCGACAGAGGAAAAACCAUCCAGCCCAAGAGACUUUUCUCCUAAAAUUGGUCCUGCCCCCAUCGUUGUCAAAGAAUCAGCCCACUAGAUCUCUGCUUGCAAAUCUCUGAAUGGUGUUUCAUUAAGGAAGAUGCAUAUUUGAACAAUCAGACGGGUGACAGGCUUUGAGAAAGACUUUGUCAGAGCAGCAUCUAUUCCUCACUGUCCAUGUUCAGGUGAAGGUCAUAUCAACUUUGGCUGCCUCACUGUUGAAGGCCUCUGGUGGUAUCACAGCACUCUCACUCUUUCUCUGAAAUGCUGCAUGGCAAAAACCCAUGAAAGGCAAAAUAUGAAAUGGACUGUUUUGCUAAUUGCCUACUUGCAAUGUUUUCCUUCAAGCAGCAUUUCUUGAUGGCCAUUUUUCAUUAAUUAACGUUCCAUCUUGUCAGAUGCAUAACAUCUGUAGAACUUUGUGCAGUGGUUGGUGAAGCAGGUCCUAUGCAACACAAACAUAUGGAGGAUUGUUUUUAAAGAGAGAAACCUAAACCAGCCACCUAUGUUCAAACUACACAUGCAAACAGAUGAAUUUAUGUUCCAGCAGCAGAGUGGGGCCAACUGGAUGCCAUUUUGAAAUACCCAUGAUAGUCAUUUGCAUUAUUCUAUAUGUAUUUGUUUUUUUUUGUUGUUGUUUUUUUGUAAAGCGUGGCGCUUUACACUGAAUUCUUGUCAACACAAACAGUGUACAAAAUGUUUCAGAUCAGUCUGUGAUGAAGGACACCCUAACACACUUUCUGUAUGUGAAGUGUGUGUAAGUGUCAGCACAUACAUGUUGGCCUGUUGUUGACAGACACUAGUAACAGUGCCUUAUCUGAAAGCUGCACUAUCUCAGACAACAUAAGGCCAUUUGUGGAGAAACCCUUCAAUUUCCAUUUUAUUAUACAACCCAAAUAUUGUACAAUGAGUAUUAAAGUGAUGGAUUUGAAAAUAGAACACUAAUGAAAUGUUGACCUGCAAAAAAUGAACGACAAACUAAGCCAUGGUGUAAAUGUACAUAGAUUAAAAAAAAAAAAAAAGUUGAGAAGUUGAGGAUACAAGAAGUGAAAGAAUGUCCAUGAAUGUACAUGAAGCUGAAGAAAUUGCCUCGUCAUUCUCCUGGUGAUUGUUCUCUCUCCUCUUGCAACAAAUGAAUUGAGUGAGGUCAGCCCAGAACUUCCUCCAUAGUCAUCGUCACCAUCACCACCAUCCUCCUCCUCCUCUUCCUUCACUUACAGCCAUGAUUUGGCCCAAAAAAAAAAAAAACAAAAAAAAAAAAACUCAGAGUAGAUGGAAUUUAUUUCUCAUAAUCUGUCCACAUCUGUUAAUUUCAUGCUGAGAAACAGUAUAGCUCAUCCAGGCUUAGGAGAGCAUGUUUAUAAUGCUGGACUUAGACAAGUGAGAUAAAGGGAUAUAAUAUGAAAGAUUAUUUUGAUGGUCAACAUAUUUAAUCCAUGCUAUUCUGUGAUCUGUGCAAGUGUCUUUACUUUUGACAGGUUUUAUUUGUAUGUAGAGUAGAGUAGACACCUUUGUGUAUGCUUGAGCUAAUGUCUAGUGGAAGAAUAUUGUUGGUGUACAAUGAUGAACGAAUUCAAGUACCAUUUACUACACUCACAGUAUCUUCAACUCUGUGCAAUAUAUUUUGCUAGUUAGAGCAUUUUUGUCUUGUUUGUGGGGUUGGGAGGGGGGUGGGGUGGGGGGUUUACAUGUAUAAUUAUACUGGGAAUUUUUCUGACCACUAUAACAAGGCUACUUGGUGUCAAAUGAAUGAAAAGAAGAGUGUGUGUAGUAUUUGUUUCCUUUGGUAGGGCUUGGAGUUAAACUGUAAAUGUAUGACUACAGCUUCAGCUCUAUUUUGAGAUGCCAAGUCAAUCACAGAAAUGUCUGAAUUAUUUUUUUUUAAAUGCAACAUUUGAAUGUUAAUGCCUGAUUUUAAGAACACUAACUGUUUCGUAUGCCUUUGAUUUUUCAUUAGUUUGUUAGAUGAUUGCACUGCACUGCUGUCUGUGGAAGGUCUGCUUGUUUAAUGAUUAGGCCCACUGUACUUAUUUUGAGGUACAGCUGAAGUGAUCAACCACAUGAGAUAUGUCAAACUACAAUCAGUCUUAAUGCCAAGUCAUUGUAGGAGUUAAUAUGUACUGAAUAUUAGCAAACAUUAUGGUCUGCUCGAAAUAUGUGUUUACAGUGUAUAAUAUAUACACUAUAAUGCAUUGCAAGGUAAUUGUUUCUUUUCAUUUUUCUUUGUAUAAACACUGUGAUUAUCUCAUACUUUUCACUUAUUUUUACAUGCUGGAUUGGUGUGUGUAUGUAUGUUCAUUAAAUUAUAUGAUAUCUUAUUAUUAUAA